CGGCAUGAAAUUGGAGGUGUUCGCCCCACGCGCGGCCCACGGGGACAAGAUGGGCAGUGAUCUGGAGGGGGCCGGCAGGAGCGACGCGCCAUCUCCGCUGUCCGCGGCCGGCGACGACUCCUUAGGCUCAGACGGGGAUUGCGCGGCCAACAGCCCGGCGGCGGGCGGUGGCGCCCGGGAUCUGGAAGGUGGCGGAGGCGAGAGGAACUCGAGUGGCAGGCCGAGCGCCCAGGACGGUCCCGAGGCAGCCGAUGGCACAGCUCAGGCCUCAGCGACAGGGUCGUGCGCGGGCAGCGUGGGCGGCGGCGAGGGCACGCGCAGCAAGCCGUACACGCGGCGACCUAAGCCCCCGUACUCCUACAUCGCUCUCAUCGCCAUGGCCAUCCGCGACUCGGCGGGCGGACGCCUGACGCUGGCUGAGAUCAACGAGUACCUCAUGGGCAAGUUUCCCUUUUUCCGCGGCAGCUACACCGGCUGGCGCAACUCUGUGCGCCACAACCUCUCCCUCAAUGACUGCUUCGUCAAGGUGCUGCGCGACCCUUCGCGGCCCUGGGGCAAGGACAACUACUGGAUGCUCAACCCCAACAGCGAAUAUACCUUCGCUGACGGGGUCUUCCGCCGCCGCCGCAAGCGCCUCAGCCACCGGACGACGGUCCCCGCGUCUGGGCUGCCGCCAGAGGAAGCCUCACCCGGCUCCGCGGGGACCCCUCAGCCUGCGCUUGCGGGCCGGUCUUCCCCGAUCGUGCGCUCGCCUCCUCGGCGGGAGGAGCGCUCCAGCCCGGCGAGCAAGUUCUCUAGCUCCUUUGCCAUCGACAGCAUCCUCAGCAAGCCGUUUCGCAGCCGCCGCGACGGCGACACGGCUCUAGAGGUGCAGCUGCCCUGGGGCGCGGCUCUCUGCCCGCCGCUGCGCGCCUACCCCGCGCUCCUUCCCGCGGCUCCCAGCGGCGCUCUGCUGCCGCUCUGUGCUUACGGCACGGGCGAGCCCACGCUGCUGGCGUCGCGCGGGGCCGAGGUACAGCCGGUAGCGCCCUUGCUGCUGGCGCCCCUCUCCACUGCCGCCCCAGCCAAGCCAUUCCGAGGUCCGGAGACGGGUGGCGCGGCGCACCUGUACUGCCCCCUACGGCUGCCCUCGGCCCUGCAGGCGGCUUCGGGCUGCGGUCCUGGCCAGCACCUGUCCUAUCCGGUGGAGACUCUGCUAGCUUGAAGGGAGCUCAGAGCUCAGCAGAGGGCCUGGAGUGGGGUUGGGGUCGCCAUUUGUUGAGCAGGCUCCAGGGCUGUGCACUUUCCACUUUCCUGAGGAAUAGAGAUUUUUUUUUUACUCUCCAUCAGACGUGCCUUAAAGUUAAGCAUUUUGACCUAAAUGUUUUAACUUAGUCCAGAAUAGUUUCCUUUGUCUUUUGUAAUUUUACAGAGGAUCAAAGACGUUCUUUGCUAUUUCUUGGCCAGGCCUGUACUCUCCUGCAUAGAGGCUUUCUUCUCCCUCCUACUAUUACUAUUUUUGUUGCACCUUCCGCUGAUUUAUCUUUCCCACCCACAAAAAAGAAAAAGUACAUCAGGGAACCACUCCAUGGCAUAAAUGAUGACUACUGUUUGGGGUUUUGAGACCCCGCUGGGUGUACGAGUGUGGCGGUCACAGGCGUGACUGAGUGUGAGAGAGUUGUCAAUCUUUGGUCAUUUUCUCUGCUAUCAACCAAUGCUUCACUGUGCCAAAAA
Acomys russatus (golden spiny mouse) is the source of this 1713-nucleotide messenger RNA. RefSeq names its product forkhead box Q1 (gene Foxq1). The transcript has a single exon. Gene Ontology annotation, biological process: cell differentiation; regulation of transcription by RNA polymerase II; anatomical structure morphogenesis. The coding region runs from base 5 to 1204 and encodes 399 amino acids. Gene Ontology annotation, molecular function: DNA-binding transcription factor activity, RNA polymerase II-specific; RNA polymerase II cis-regulatory region sequence-specific DNA binding. NCBI's taxonomy places the organism in Eukaryota, Metazoa, Chordata, Mammalia, Rodentia, Muridae. The record is from RefSeq and is a predicted model, not a curated record.